Coprinopsis cinerea okayama7#130 is the source of this 765-nucleotide messenger RNA. RefSeq lists its product as hypothetical. The transcript has a single exon. The coding region runs from base 1 to 765 and encodes 254 amino acids. The record is from RefSeq and is a predicted model, not a curated record. NCBI's taxonomy places the organism in Eukaryota, Fungi, Basidiomycota, Agaricomycetes, Agaricales, Psathyrellaceae.
AUGCCCCAUCUCCAUACAUUCAUCAUUGAAGAGCGCGCCUGGGGCCAUUUUCACCACCAGCCGCCGGUUGACACACGUCCCUAUCUUCACAACUUUCUGUCGCGCCUCAAGUUCACAUCGGCUCUGUCAUCGUUGAAACUGUCUACGUCAUGUAACGCCAACCGUGGCCCAUCCUCCAUCCCGUCUUUUUUCACCACCCACUUCGACUCCUUGGAUACCCUUACGACCCUCUCCCUCCAGUACAACUACCUUCGGAAAGACGAAUUCGUGCUCCUGUUGGAGAAGUUGGGCCCGGGUGUACCGUCGUUGACCGACCUGAAGCUGUACGCUUCGUCUUUGACGUUUCCCGAGAGGGAAUGGGAGGACCCACCUUACGCACGCUUUUGGCCUUCGGUGCUGGAGCGAUUCUAUGUACAAAGUUGCUCCAAGUCUCUCUAUCCGCAGAAGAAGCCUUGGUUCCCGUCGCUGGAGAAGUUCACCUGUAUCCUGGGAACGUCAUGGGAGGAAUUUGACGAUCGAGACUUACUCGAGUUCCUGGCCGAUCGCCUUUCCAAACCUUCAGGUUCCUUGCCCAGUCACACUGCGGUGGAUCGGCGUCUGAAGAUGGUGGAUAUCAAGUUUGUUUCCUUCAAGAACAUUGAUGUUUGGGGAGAACUCAAAGCGAGAGGUGUUGACACCAACGGCUUCGAGCUCGCGAUCAUGUAUGGCCAAGAUUCCUUGUGGCACGACGAACAUCUAAUUUGGGGCGACGAUUUGGACGAUUAG